AUGGCUGUACACUCAGCUGAAUCUCGGCUGCUGGUCAUCAUGACCGGCGGCACUAUCUGCAUGAGACCAAGCCCCGAAGGAUUAGUUCCUGCCAAAGGCUUCCUCGAUGCUGGCAUGGCGCCGAGACCGUCUUUCAAUGAUGGCAGCGAGCCCGUUGAGAUUAGUGCAUACUCAGAGACAGGAGCUUCUGUUGCACUCUCGACUCUGCGAACACCACAAAGUCGUUAUGAGCGACAUGUCCGCUACGCAGUACUCGAAUUCAAACAACUCCUGGACAGUAGCUCAAUCGACGCCAAGGGCUGGAGUCAGAUCGCCAAGACCAUCGGCCUGAACUACGCGGCUUUCGAUGGCUUCGUUGUCUUGCAUGGUACUGACAGUCUGGCCUACACCGCGUCAGCCCUGAGUUUCAUGCUGGAAGACCUCGCAAAGCCGGUCAUCUUCACAGGCUCGCAAGCACCAAUCUUCGAGCUACAGACAGAUGCUACAGAUAAUCUCCUGGACUCUUUAAUCAUCGCAGGCCAUUUCUGGAUCCCAGAAGUCUGCAUUUGCUUCCAGCAUAAGCUUUUUCGUGGCAACCGCUGCACCAAGAUCUCGGCGAAUCACUUCGAUGCUUUCGCCUCUCCUAAUCUCGCACCCCUGGCCACUGUCACAUCCUCACAGAUCAACGUCGACUGGACUGUCAUCCGUCAACGACCUUCUAACCAUGGCAAAACUGAUUCAUCCACCCAUCUCAAAGUUCGCCCAGAUCUAGACACCACUCAUGUGGCCUCCCUACGAAUCUUCCCAGGCAUACUACCAGCAAUGAUCGACGCCGUACUCCGCCUCCCAACGCUUCGAGGCCUCGUCCUCGAAACCUUCGGCGCAGGCAAUGCCCCUUCAGGUCAGGACAAUGCACUCAUAACCAUCUUCACCGAAGCUGUCGAACGCGGGAUCGUGAUCGUGAACGUCACGCAGUGUCUGACUGGUAGUGUGAGUCCGACCUACGCCCCUGCUAUGGUUCUCGGCCGAGCUGGGAUCGUGCCGGGAUUUGAUUUGACGACCGAGGCGGCGUUGACGAAGUUGUCUUUCUUGCUCGCUGUGCAUGGGGAGGAUGUGGAGGGGGCGAAGCGGGGGAUGGCGUUGGAUUUAAGGGGGGAGUUGAGUGUAGGUGGGGCUGUGGAAUUUGGAGCUCAGAGUCCGGUUUUGAUGAAGAAGUUGUCAUUGGGCCAGUGA
This is a messenger RNA of Recurvomyces mirabilis, 1212 nucleotides long. RefSeq lists its product as uncharacterized. The transcript is spliced from 2 exons. NCBI's taxonomy places the organism in Eukaryota, Fungi, Ascomycota, Dothideomycetes, Mycosphaerellales, Teratosphaeriaceae. The record is from RefSeq and is a predicted model, not a curated record. Gene Ontology annotation, molecular function: asparaginase activity. Bases 1 to 1212 code for a protein of 403 amino acids.